Messenger RNA from Lathyrus sativus (Indian pea), 489 nucleotides. Lineage: Eukaryota; Viridiplantae; Streptophyta; Magnoliopsida; Fabales; Fabaceae. The record is from the annotation of a GenBank genome assembly.
AUGCACUGCAAAUAUUCGUAUGUUGGCAUAUGGAGCAUCACUAAUAGUGUAGAUGACUAUUUGAGAAUUGGUGAAACCACAAUACUAAAAUGUGUUGAUAAGUUUACAAGAGGUGUUAUUAGUGUAUUUGUGCCACAAUAUCUGCAAAAGCAAACUUUUGAAGACAUUGAGUGCCUGCUGCAAAUGGGAGAGGCAUGUGGCUUCCCAUGGCAGUAUGUUCGAGGUGAUCAUGGUAAGCCUACCGUUAUGCUUGAAGCAAUCGCUUCACAAGACUUAUGGAUCUCACAUGCCUUCUUUGGGGUAGCUAGUUCAAAUAAUAAUACCAAUGCAUUUAACCAAUUUGAUGUCUUUAACGAUGUUAUGCAAGGGAGAGCUCUUGAGGCUCAUUAUUCAGUUAAUGAUACUGAAUAUAACAUGGGUUAUUUUCUAUUAGAUGGAAUUUAUCCUAAGUGGCAUGGAUGUGGAUGUUUUAAUGAGUUGAUGCAUUAA